Dufourea novaeangliae is the source of this 1085-nucleotide messenger RNA. It is a transcript of the gene His2Av, whose product is annotated as histone H2A.V. The coding region runs from base 66 to 452 and encodes 128 amino acids. Gene Ontology annotation, molecular function: protein heterodimerization activity; DNA binding; structural constituent of chromatin. The transcript has 5 exons. Gene Ontology annotation, cellular component: nucleosome. The record is from RefSeq and is a predicted model, not a curated record. NCBI's taxonomy places the organism in Eukaryota, Metazoa, Arthropoda, Insecta, Hymenoptera, Halictidae.
GACGGCGUCGUCUGUGCUCCUCGUAAGUCUGUCGUGUAGUGAAGUGCAAAGGUUCUCGUCGCAUAAUGGCUGGCGGUAAGGCGGGCAAGGACUCUGGCAAAGCGAAGGCGAAAGCAGUCUCUCGUUCGGCGAGGGCCGGCUUGCAGUUUCCUGUGGGUAGGAUUCAUAGGCAUUUGAAAAACAGAACCACAAGUCACGGUCGAGUCGGUGCUACCGCGGCAGUAUACAGUGCAGCUAUCUUGGAAUACCUCACUGCUGAGGUACUAGAAUUAGCAGGAAAUGCAUCAAAAGAUCUGAAGGUUAAACGUAUCACACCAAGACAUCUUCAACUUGCAAUUCGUGGUGAUGAAGAAUUAGAUAGUCUCAUUAAAGCAACCAUUGCGGGAGGAGGUGUUAUUCCACAUAUCCACAAAUCGUUGAUCGGUAAGAAGGGUUCGCAGAAGCCAGCAUAAUUUAGUGAAUCAUUGCGGAACAUUUAAAGCUACGUAGGCAAAAAAACGAGAGAUGCGAAGCAGCAGAGUGAUUGUUGACAAAGUGUACCUAUGUUAUUAAAUUGAUGGCGAGACUGGCGUGAUAUAAAUAUAUAUAUAGAUAUAUAGUUAUAUAAAUAAAAACAAAUAUUGAUAUAAUUUAAUAUAGGUAAAUGAGAGUUAAAGAAAAGACAAAUUCUCACCAGGUAAUUGGCAUAUUCAAAAAGGGACAACUAAUAAUAAUUAUCGGUCUGAAGAAAAAAAAAAUUUUAGUGUAUGCGCUAUACUGCAAAUAAGUGACGAGCGAUGCGUUGUAGCAUGGCUCGUUUAAAGCUGCUAACAUUUUUGGUACAGUAAGUGUUCUAAAGGUUGGGGUAUUUAAGAACUUGGAUGUGUAAGGAUCGUUUAGAAGCUUCGCUUUCGUUCCCUUUGUUGGAUCAAUGGUGGUUUACUUUGUCUCUUUUUUAAAUGACCGCGUACAACCAACGCUAUUUUCUUAAAAUUUGCUAUCUAGAUAUAGCAUGACUAUUGUUUUUGAAAAGCUGUAUGAUAUGUGCAAGUAUUAAGUAGACCAAUAUUUUCAAUAUUUAACAUUUUAAAUUUUUACCUAUGUCU